GGCGGCUCCGCGCGGCUUCCUGCGCUCGGCUCGGCUCGUCGCGGCGCGAAGAUGCAGCUCAAGCCGAUGGAGAUCAACCCGGAGAUGCUGAACAAAGUGCUGGCCCGGCUGGGGGUCGCCGGGCAGUGGCGCUUCGCGGACGUGCUGGGGCUGGAGGAGGAGACCCUGGGCUCGCUGCCCGCACCCGCCUGCGCGCUGCUGCUGCUGUUCCCCCUCACCGCGCAGCAUGAGAACUUCAGGAAAAAACAAAUCGAAGAGCUGAAGGGACAGGAAGUCAGUCCCAAAGUGUACUUCAUGAAGCAGACCAUCGGGAACUCCUGCGGCACAGUCGGGCUGAUCCACGCCGUGGCCAACAAUCAGGACAAGCUGGAAUUCGAGGAUGGAUCAGUCCUGAAACAGUUUCUUUCUGAAACAGAAAAGAUGUCUCCUGAAGACAGAGCAAAGUGCUUUGAAAAGAAUGAGGCCAUCCAGGCAGCCCACGACGCGGUGGCGCAGGAAGGCCAAUGUCGGGCAGAUGACAAAGUGAAUUUUCAUUUUAUUCUGUUCAACAACGUGGAUGGCCAUCUGUAUGAACUUGAUGGACGGAUGCCUUUCCCGGUGAACCAUGGCACCAGUUCAGAGGACAGCCUGCUGCAGGACGCGGCCAAGGUCUGCAGAGAGUUCACCGAGCGCGAGCAGGGGGAGGUCCGCUUCUCGGCUGUGGCCCUCUGCAAGGCGGCCUAGUGCCCUGCGGGGGCACCUGGCUCUUCCCCUCGUUCCCUUCAACGUGAAGACUUAUACCUCCCCAGGCGUCUAAAAUGCUCCAGUGUUUGUGAAACACAGCUGUCCCCCCCCAUUCCGCAGACGAGCUCUCCCCAGCCACACCCAAGCACGCGCUAUCCAUCAAGCCAAGCGUGGUGUGAGCUUCAGACGGCGAAGCUUUCCCCCCCCCGUACGUCUCGUACCCACAUAACCGAUGCUUUAAAUGCCCACGUGGCUUUGUGUCUGUAAGUUAAGCCCUGGAUGUGGUUUAAUUGUUUGUCCUUACAAGGAAUAAAUCUUUUCUGCUGAUAAGA
Lemur catta (Ring-tailed lemur) is the source of this 1055-nucleotide messenger RNA. RefSeq names its product ubiquitin C-terminal hydrolase L1 (gene UCHL1). The record is from RefSeq and is a predicted model, not a curated record. Gene Ontology annotation, biological process: protein deubiquitination; ubiquitin-dependent protein catabolic process. The transcript has 9 exons. Gene Ontology annotation, molecular function: cysteine-type deubiquitinase activity. Gene Ontology annotation, cellular component: cytoplasm. The coding region runs from base 52 to 723 and encodes 223 amino acids. Lineage: Eukaryota; Metazoa; Chordata; Mammalia; Primates; Lemuridae.